AUGGCCUAUCUGUCUCUGCGCUACUUCCGUAGCGGCUGGUGUUCUUGUGAUGAUGAUGUGAGGAGACGGCUUCAAACCUAUCCGCUCUACUGCUACGCGGCGCUGCGAUGGGGAUACCAUGCGCGAGUGGCUUUCUCCAAGUUCCCAGACAUGGUGAACAUGGAUUUCGGAUUAUUAUCUUCCAAGCCACACAUCGAAUCCGCCUUCCAGGUCUUCUUCAUGGCCAAGCACCAACGCAGAUGUGAUGACUUUCCACGUUUUAUGUCUGGGAUUCAUCUGGCAGCGUACUUCGGGAUCACCAACCUCGUCUACGCAUUCAUGCCCUCAAAUGGUCGACGUGGAAGGGCGGACGUUUCGAUCAACGUUAGAGAUGGUCAUGGCUGCACUGCACUCGCCUGGGCAGCGCACGAAGGACACGAAGAAGCGGCACAGGCCCUCAUUGAUGCUGCAGACGUUGAUCUCGACGCUCGAGAUGGCGGAGGUCGGACUCCAGUAUUGCGGGCCACCCAACGCAACCAUUUCACCAUCGUCGAGAGACUGCUGAGUGGCGGCGCUAACCCAAACUUCAGGGAUUUCUCUGGGGCAUCGCCCUUAUCGUAUGCGGCGAAGGAGGGAUAUACCACCAUAGCAGAUUUGCUCGUGAGACACGGCGCCGAUGUAAACGCAGCGACGACCCGGUUUGGGGCCAAUCUGGACACGCCCUUGUCGCUCGCAGCGAUGUAUGGUCAUGACGAGAUUGCCCAGCUGCUUCUGGUCCAGCCAGGUAUCCAACCAAGCGCCAAGGUCGAGAGACGGAGCAUGUUUGAAGAGUGCACCUCGCUGGAGCUCGCUGUGAGAGGCAAGCACCACGGGGUGGUGGACUUGUUUCUGUCCCACGCCGACGUCUCCGGCGAGCAUGAAGCGCUGCUGCGCACGGCAGCGGAGCAAGGCGAUGAGCGUGUGGUUCAGCGGCUGCUUGAGAUGGACGUCGAUGUGAAUACCCAAUCCGAGCACGGCGAUACUCCGCUACACCGCGCUGUGAAGGAGGGACACGAUGGCGUGGCGGCACGCUUGCUCUCCCAGGCCGGAGUGCUGCCUAACUUACCGAACGAUGACGGGGACACAGCGGCGUUAUUGGCAGCACGCUUGGGCCGCGUCCAGGCUCUCCAGCUGAUGCUGGCAAAGGGCGCCGACGGAGGAGCCAGAAACAAAAAGGGUCGCACGCCCCUUGCCGAUGCAGCAGAGCAGGGCUACCUGUCAGUUGUAGAACUGCUCCUUUCUACCGAUGGCGUCGCCGCCGACUCGCAGGACCACAAAGGCCGCACACCACUUUCGCUCGCCGUUUCACCCACGACAGGGGAGCGAUUUGAUGGUAUGGGCCGUCGGGCCGUCGUUCGGUGCCUGCUCAACUCCGGCCGCGUUGAUAUCAAUCCCCGCGAUACGCAGGGCCGGACGCCUCUGGCUUUCGCGGCCGAUGAUACUGACGGCAUGCCGAUGGUCGAAUUGCUCCUGGAGUACGAGGAGUUGGAUGUCAACACCAUGGAUGAGCAAGGGCGGACACCUCUAGCCUGGGCGGUACGAAGGCCGGGUCUCGAAGACACUGCGAGGCUCCUGCUCGAAAGAGGGGCGGAUCCCACUCUGGGCGUGUAUGAAGAGGGAGAGCCACUUCUUUCCUGUGCUGUCAAGCACAGUGCCUCGGAAAUCGUGAUAGCCAUUCUUUCCUCUGGCGGCGUGGACCCUGGCCAGAGAGAUAGCCACGGACACACGCCGCUAUGCCGCGCAGCAGAGAGAGGUGAGGUAGAAAUCGUGGACAAGUUACUGACGGUAGGAGGGUUGGACGCCAAUGCCCAUUGCGAGCACGGUCAAACCCCCCUGCACCAUGCGGCCUGCUCGUACAAGGCGGAUCAAGUUGUUGCUUUCCUGCUCGCAAAGACUAAUAUUGCUGUCGAUACCCAAGAUGAGGAAGGGCGAAUACCACUCCACCACGCUGUCCUGCACGGGCACGACGCGGUCGUUUCGUUGCUUCUCGGGCCGGAAAACGUGGGCCUCAACUACAAAGACUGGGAAGGGCGCACGCCGCUCUCGCUUGCAGUUAGCUCUGGGCAUCUUUCUAUCGUGGAGAAGUUGUUGUCGCUCAAUGGAGUGAUCCCGGACGCUCAGGAUAACACGGGGCGCACGCCACUGUCGUGGGCGGUUGGACAAAGAUUGCGGCCCUCUGUCGAGGUGGCGAAGAGGCUGCUCCGGAGGGAUGACGUGAACCCUAACGCCGAGGAUGAGAAGGGCUGGACGCCGCUGUCGUGGGCUGGACAAGGCGAGGGCGUGUCGAGUUUAAUUGAGGUCCUCCUAAAGGAGGGGCAAGGCCGUGUCGAUAUCGAUCAUGAAGAUCGAGAGGGCAAUACGCCGCUUUCAUUGGCCCUGAAGAAGGGGAAUGAGAUGGCUGCUCGUCAGCUACGGGCGGCCGGUGCGAGGUUGCCCGAAAGUAUAGGAGAGAGUGUCCAGAGAGGCUGUCAUGUCUUGACGCAAGGCGUCUCCGUCGACCGAGAGGACGAAGAGCAGCGGCAGAAAACGGACACAUCAAACGCGAAAGGCCGCCGACACGCGUUUGAGGAUACUUCUAACGAGGUCAAUCACCGGGGAACUACCAAAUCUAAGCCUUACUAUGAGAGCUUGGUGGAGACAAAUUGGUUUGACGACAAUGCUGACAGUGGCAGGAACAGUGACAGCAACUGGAUCGGCACAGAUACCGCGAAUCAUGCGAGUUUCUGGAAGCUUGAUGCAAUACUAUUGAAUUGGAGCGAUAUCGAGUUAGGGCUUCAAGCAGAGGAGCAUCACGUUGAAGAUGAAGGGCCACUUUGCCAACAAUGCAAAACCAUCGACCUCAAUGCCCUAUUCUCACGGCAGCCACGUCGUGGCUUCGAUGUUAUAGCCAAUUGGGGCGUGAUCGACAAAAGCUGGAAGUUGAGGCGCUGCGCCAUGUGUCGGUUGAUAGCAGCAAUUUGCCCUAAAAAUGGCAUUCACUACCAGCUGUGCGCUUAUUCGACCACUGCUACAUGGAUGAAGGGGGGCAAUCGGGCGGCCUGGCGCCACUUCCCGUCUCACUGGGUCGACACAAUUGUCCUCGGCCUAGAGCCUGGGAGCUGGUCUUUCGAAGGCGCCUACCAGUCAAGAAUACAAUCCGACCCAUCAAAAAUCCUGCCCUUUCGUUUCAUCGGCCGUGUCGGGUCAAACGACCGCCAACAGCUGCGCUCCCUCACUUUACACCAUUCAAAGACACACAGAAUUGACUUCAGCAGAGCUCGUAGCUGGAUCAACUGCUGCAUGGAACACCACGGCAAACGGUGUAACGCAAGCACGCCCCGGCGGAUCCCUCACGCUCGCUUCAUCGAUUGUAAAACGAGGACUGUCGUUGACAACAGCGACGACUCGGCAGCCCUCCGGUUUGUCGCCUUAAGCUACGUCUGGGGCCCCUCGCCCAAGACGAAAGGCCCAUCGGAUCAUGACCGCGUUGAGAAUGCAGAGUGUGUCAUCGAGGAUGCCAUCCACGUCACCCUGGAGCUCGGGUAUAGGUACCUUUGGGUCGACCGACACUGCAUCACCGAUGAGAACGAAGACAUGCACAAAGAGCAGCUCCUGCAUAUGAACGCCGUAUACGAAAACGCAGAGGUCACCAUCGUUGCUGCUGCGGGUCGGGACUCAACCUUUGGGCUGCCAGGGGUGAGUCGUGCUCGGCUCGAUCGUCCGUACGCUCGAGUCCAGGGCCACGCGCUGACGGCCGUCCCACGCGAGCCGCGCUACCAGAUCAAGGAAUCGGUGUGGUGGACGCGUGGAUGGACGUUCCAGGAAUGCAUGCUCUCGCGACGGCGGUUGAUGUUUACCGAGCAUGAGCUCUCGUACGAGUGCAAGGGCAUGGUCGCCCGCGAGGCCGUCGAGCUGCCUAUACAUGUCCACAGGAUCGCAGCCACGCGUUAUCCGAUCCACGAGCACAUGCGAGUUUUCCCCGGCAGGAGACAUGAUGCAAGGACCCUUGUUGACGGCGAAUAUAUCUGGUCUUGCAUCCACGAGUACACCACACGCCGCCUUACGCUCGACGCCGAUAUCCUCAAUGCCUUUCUCGGCAUCCUGCAGGUGUUUGCCGAGCGGAAACCGCCCGUGUACCACUUAUGCGGCGUUCCGCUCGUGCGUGAGAAAUCCUAUCACUAUAAGGACAACAGUAGGACUCCAACGCUUCUCGAGGCAUUUGUACUCGGCCUUUGCUGGCGCUCGGACAGGCCGGCAGCUCGACGCGACGGAUUCCCGAGCUGGUCCUGGACGGGCUGGAAGAGCAGGCCUUAUGGCCAAUUCGACUCUUCGACGGCUUUUGAGCCCGGCCACUCGAUUGAGGUUUCCAUAGUGCCUCGGGAUGAACCGUCUCGGACAGUCUCCUGGGCCGACUUUGAAGCUAUGAGUCUGGCAGAGAAGGCUAGUCUCCCCCAGGACUGCCGCCUAAGAAUCACAGCCACCACCGUCCAGGUCAGCCUUUUUCUAUCUAACAGAGAUUGGACCGCCAUCCUGUACCGCGGCAAUGACGCCUUUCGGGGCCGGCUGAGGUUGAGUAAAGAUCCGAAAAAAGAUGUUGAGUUCUGUCGCCGGCUGGUCGAAGAGCGCUGGGACGCCAUCGUUGUAGGGAAUUUAAGGACAUACUCAUGGAUAUCCGGAUUGGACGAGGAGCGACUUAUUCUACUUCUUGUUGACACACUUGAUACUGAAACGGUUAACGAGGGCGAGGGUCUUUGGGAGAGGGUGGGAGUUAUCACACUGGAAGAUAAGACACUGCAGGAUGUGGCGCCGGAGGUGUUCGGGAAAGGGACAUUCUUGAUUGAGUGA
This is a messenger RNA of Fonsecaea nubica, 4842 nucleotides long. RefSeq lists its product as hypothetical. The record is from RefSeq and is a predicted model, not a curated record. The transcript has a single exon. Gene Ontology annotation, molecular function: protein binding. The coding region runs from base 1 to 4842 and encodes 1613 amino acids. Lineage: Eukaryota; Fungi; Ascomycota; Eurotiomycetes; Chaetothyriales; Herpotrichiellaceae.